AUACAACAUUACAUUGUUUGGAAUUUAGUUCUUGCAACUUAGUAUUGAGAUGGUUAAUAUUGUUAUCAUGAACAGAUGCAUAGCAUAGUCUAGAUUAGUAAUAAUUAUUACAAAUUACAGUGUUACUGUUACCAUUUAGUAGUACUCGGUGUAGAACAAUUACAACGACUUGCGAUAAAAUUAGUGUUUUUAGCCAAGACACAGAUAAUGGAGAUGAUUUAUAUUGGUAAGCAACACUCAUACUACUCCCCAGGUUAAAUUCCAGCUGAAAUGCAGCAGAUACCACUAACAGAUGAAGAGGCCCUUGUCUUACUUCAGUCUAUAUCAAGUGAUGAGUUAGAGUCUUUCAGUCAGGAUAUUUAUGAUGAAGUGGCAAAUGAAGUAAGCUUGGGGCUCUGUUUCGAGGUUCAUAGAGCUGUGAAGCUUGGAUUUUUGUUUUUGGAUGAAUCCAAGGAAGAUGAGAAGAAAUUUGAAAUUGUAGAUGAAAUUGGCCGUGAUGUGUUUGGUCAAGUACCCAUGAAAAAACAAUUUGAAUGCAUCUGUCCAAAUUGUCAGCGAAACCUUGCUGCUUCAAGAUUUGCUCCACAUUUGGAAAAAUGCAUGGGAAUGGGCAGAAAUAGUUCUCGUCUUGCAAGCAAAAGAAUUGCCAACACUGGAAAAGUUGAUAGUGAUAUUGAUGACUUAGAUGAUGGUGACUGGAACUAUGGGAAUGACAAAAAAUCUUCAAAAAAGAAACGUGACAAGAAUUGUCCUCGCAAAAUCAAACCUAAAGCCAGAAAUGGAGAAGGAGGAAAUAGCAGUGGUGGUAGUGGCGAAGGGACAAAUGUUUUUAACAAUUAUGAAACUAUGUCAUUAGAAGAGAGAAAAGCUUUACUCCUACAGUGCUGUGGAGUGAUAUCUGAACACACUAAAAAGAUGUGUACACGAUCUCGGCGUUGUCCUCAGCAUACAGAUGAACAAAGACAGAUAGUACGUCUUUCCCUGCUUGGCCAGCAAAUCACCCUACCUGAAACAACAGAUGAUAUUCAGGUAGACAUAGAUACAUACGAUGAAGGACAAACACAGCUUUUACAGGAAGCCAUGUAUAGAAGCUGGGACACUGGAAGCUCUACUAAUGCCUCACCUGCAGACUCAGGAUCUGCUCCAGGAGGCAGUAUUUCAUCAAAAAGAAAAGAAAAGAGAGCAUCAUCCAACUCAGGCCGCAGUGGAGGUUCCAAAAAGAGCAAAUCACGUCUUCCACCAGGUGGCAGUAGUAUAAACAUGGGAAACCAUGGGGCAUUAGUCAGCCAGCCACACUUACCAAGUGACAUAUAGCUGGCAUUCUACAUUUGUGUAUUCAAGUUUUCAUGUUUUUAUAAUUAGCCAAACAAUUUUAGUAUAUAUUUAUAACUUAUUAUACAUGACACAUUCCUGUUUCAUCUUUGUUUGUUAUUAAGUACCUACUCCUGCUGAACACUAGGAUGGACAGUUGUACUUUUUAGUAAAGUAUAACUAGUGAUGGAUUAUAUAAAUAAAUGUAAUUGAUGUUAUCAUAAUAUCUUUGAUGAUAAAGAAUUAUGCCCUUAAUAUAAUCUUUGCAUUAUUCAUUCUUGUUUUUGUAGAAACUAACAAGCUAGAUUAUCCUCCUGUGUUAAUAACUGUGGGUAUUGUCUUUUGGAUAUGGUGAGUAAAAAUGUUUCUCAAUUUUAAUCACUUUUUAAAGGAUUAUGUAGGAAAAAAGUGUGUAUUGUUGUAAAUCAGUUUAUUAUGAUAAUAAAUUAGCAUGUUUUGUUUUUUACCAGCAAAUGAUUAAAAAAAGUCUUAACUCAUCCUGAAUAUAUAAACUACUACCUAAGUAUCAAACACAUGUUCAGGGUUAUUGAUGAGUGGAAUUCUCCACAAAUAGUAUAACCCAAUAACACAUGUUGAUCAAAGUGUAGAUUGAACCAGACCUCCCUUGAAAUUAAACAAUUUUCAGGAUUACUAAGUUUAUUUAUUACUACAUCAGUAUUUUGCAUAUUCAGAAUACUUAAAAUAUCCUGUAAGUGAAAUAGUAUUAUAAUAGGGGGGGGGGGUAUUUUUUUUAAUGUGGUAUUAUGGCAGAAUGCAUAAAUUAUACAGUUUAUGACCUUCCACUUGGAUCCAAUCUCUGGUACACCAAAGCUGUACGAGAACUAACAUUCCAAGUCAAUUGAUCUUAAACAUAACAUGAAUGGCUGUAUAGAGGCUAGGUGUAAAUAAAGUAGUCAUACAUUUUUAUUAUUUUAAAUUAUUAAGAAUCUAUGUUAAGAAUUUAAUUACUUUUAACCCUUAUCUUGUCUAUUAUAUGUUACAGAAACAUUUUUUCUCACUCUUUUAAAUCUUAAAACUUUCUUUACUAAACUGAUAUUUCAGAAUCUCCCACUAGUUACUAUUGAAAUCUACAUCAAUGUAACGUUUAUGCUGAAGAAAGAGAGCUGUUCCUGGGAGGGGGGGUCUAGUAUUGGAAUUUAUACAAAUGCUUUAUUUAAAAAUAGCAAUCACUUGUUUAACAAUCUUCUACAGGUUUACAUUUUACUUACAUUCUAUUCUCUGCAAUUAUUAAAAGAUCAAGGAAAAUUAGCUUAGUUUGAAGUACAUUAUAAACUAUUUUUGCUACCAUUUCAAUUUUAUUCUGUUACUUACAAGAAAACCAGCACAUAAUCAAGUGAUUAGUUAUAUAAUCUGUUAUAAUGUUAUGCACAGUCUUACAAAAAUGUACCAGUAAUCACCAUCAUAGUACUGAUAGAUUUAAUAAUUUCUAGGUGUCAUUAAGCAAACAAAAGUUCUCAAAAUUUACAUGUCCUUGAAUUUAUAAUGUUACAAAAAAAAAGUCAAAGAUGCCGUUUCUCAUGUUCUUUAAAUUAAAACAAAAUGCUUUUAAACCUGGUUUCUUUCCUCAUUCUAUACAAGCCCCCCCCCUCCCUGAUUGUCUUGACUAUUUUUGUACUUAUACUAUUAACAAAAAAAAUUUAAUUAAAUUGGUAAACAUGAUUUGAUAUUUGGAGUUAUUGUGUAGAAGCUUAUUGUACAGAUCCCGAAAUAAACACUUCUUGCAUGUUGUAAGUAUUUGUGCAACAUAGUUUUAAAAAUUUAGAAACA
Limulus polyphemus (Atlantic horseshoe crab) is the source of this 3099-nucleotide messenger RNA. RefSeq names its product ataxin-7-like protein 3. Gene Ontology annotation, cellular component: SAGA complex; DUBm complex. Bases 271 to 1314 code for a protein of 347 amino acids. Lineage: Eukaryota; Metazoa; Arthropoda; Merostomata; Xiphosura; Limulidae. Gene Ontology annotation, biological process: positive regulation of DNA-templated transcription; regulation of transcription by RNA polymerase II. Gene Ontology annotation, molecular function: transcription coactivator activity. The record is from RefSeq and is a predicted model, not a curated record. The transcript is spliced from 12 exons.